Molecule: messenger RNA, 714 nt
Organism: Chenopodium quinoa (quinoa)
Lineage: Eukaryota; Viridiplantae; Streptophyta; Magnoliopsida; Caryophyllales; Amaranthaceae
Exons: 3
Coding region: 1-714 (237 amino acids)
Source: RefSeq, a predicted model, not a curated record
AUGAAAUCUCAAGGAAAUGAACCCGCUUCAUUUAGCUCCCCUGAAACUCAAGAAAAUGUUGUAGAAAUUGGUGGGGGUACAAGUUCUAUUAAUGUACCACCAGAGAAGGAAGAAUUGAUAUAUGAUGUUGAACUUCUUCCUCAUGAUCCGGGAAAAAGAAUGAACAUAAUGGAUUAUCCCCCAAAUAAAAGAAAUGCGGUGAGGAGAGCUUAUAUUCUCAAAAAACCUUGUCAACCAAAAACUCACAACUUCCCUCAAAGACAAGUAGGAGGUUUACGUCGUUUUAGUGUGAAUUGGUUCAACAAAUGGGAUUGGCUUGAGAAAUGGAAUAAUUCGAAACGAUUUGAGAAUCAUGUUGGUGGAAUUAAGAGUGCUCAUAAUCUUUCUUAUGAGAAGUUUCUUUUGGGGCGAGGUUUGGCAUUUCGUGGGCAUGAUGAAAGUGAUGAGUCUCAUAAUAGGGGUAAUUUCAUUGAGCUAUUGAAAUGGUUAGGAGAAAAGGUUAAGGAAGUAGGUGAUCAUACUCUUGAAAAUGCACCCGAAAAUUGUCAAAUGACUACUCCCCCGAUCCAAAAAGACAUUAUUAAUUGUUAUGCAAAAGAAACAACUAAGUGCAUAAUUGAAGAUAUUGGUGAUGAUUACUUUGCUAUAUUGGUCGAUGAGUCAAGUGAUGUGUCCCAGAAAGAGCAACUAGCUCUUGUGUUUGCGCUUUGUUGA